Maudiozyma saulgeensis is the source of this 1185-nucleotide messenger RNA. The record is from the annotation of a GenBank genome assembly. Lineage: Eukaryota; Fungi; Ascomycota; Saccharomycetes; Saccharomycetales; Saccharomycetaceae.
AUGACAAACGUUGGAGCCGGAAAUGAAACUGAAAGUGGAACCGCUGUUGAAAGUAUACUUACUUUACAUAUGAAACUAGAAGAGUUAGAACGUCGAUUGGCGCAAAAUCCACAGGGGAAAGAACAACUAGCCCUGACACUUUCUACCACAAGAGAGUCUAUUCUACCGAUCAGACUAGAACUAAACAACUUUAUACAUAUGGUAAGUAAUAUUGCUGAUGAUAAGAAUGGUAUAACUAAUCAAGAAAAAUUCCAUAAUGUACGGACAAUGUUAUUAAAAUUACAUACUAGUAUUCAGUCAUUAUCGCAACGGUUUCAAGAAUUAUCCCCAUUAUUUGGAACAGUUCCCGAAUAUACUACAGAAUAUAAAUCAAAGGAGUAUCAACCUUUGGAGACACUAACACCGACAAAUAUCCCACAGACACCUGCAGUAAACGACCCAUCAAAUAAAGCUACAAGUGGAAACACAGCUACAUCAAACACUACUGCCACCAAUACUAAUAAUAUUACAUCUACAGGUGCACCAGCCACUACCACUACAACAACAGCUACAAAGAAGGGACGUGGCUCUGCAGCAAGUCUGAAGAGCCCUCCUACCGCAGCAAAUACUCCCACAACAGGUACAGCUACUCCCGCUACAACAUCUACAAACGCAUCAACUACUACCGCUAAGAAGCCUCGUAAACCAAGACAAAAGAAAUCUGUAUCAAGUGCUAAAAAUACACCUGCUGCCACACAUGCGACAACAACUAAUACAAAUAGUGUUGUGGCCACACCACUAUCUGCAACUACGAUGAAUCCAACAUUAUCUGUACCACCACAACUGAUGACCGGCAUGAUUCCAGGUAAUAUUGUAGGGAUGUCCCCAACUAACACGAUGAUGAAUAUGGCUCCACAAAUGCAACCACAAAUGCAAUUUAACAGUAAUAACAUGAACAACAGACAGACUGGUAAUACCCCGGGUCCACAAGGCCAACUAAGCCCUCAAAACAAUACUAUCACACCUGCAAACAUCUUGAGUAUGGGCAGUAAUAACAAUAUCACCAACAAUAGCAACCUUGUUAGCAACAACAGCAACAACAACAACAAUAACAAUAACAACCAGGGCCCAAAUGCUAUGAACGAUUUCGGAAACCUGGACCUCAACAACAUUGAUCUCUCCAGCCUCAACAUGGACUUCCUGUAA